AUGACCAGACGAAAAACCACCAAAGACCCCCCCGGAACUCGCUCUGAAAGAUUAAGACGCUCACAGAAUGCCACCCUCAAUUCCAUCGCUUGGGCUCGAUUGCGUAGAGGUGACCGAACGGGAAAUCAGGAAAUCGAGCAAAUGGAAGAUACGGAAAUGAUGGACAACCCUUACGAUCCAAACCAAGAAUCUGAGUGGGAGGACGAAGGACCCGACUCUUCAGAUGAAGAUCAGGAAGAUCAUACACGAUGGGUGACUUUGGACGAAUUUGAGGACCAAGAAGAAGGCAUUGAUCCCACGAUCCCAUCUGCCCAAGAAGAAUAUCGACGAUUAGCUAAGGAGUACAAUUGGAAUCGGUUGCUGAAAGAACUUCACACUUGGUACGUCACCUUGAAGUUGCACACAAAGAAUUGGUCUGGCCCGAACUCGUAUGAAGAACACAAAUCAGAUAGCUGUAGAUGCAGCUCUCGGGACCAGAGGAGUCGCCCUGUCGAUAUGGUUGAUAUAUAUGCUCAAAGACGCAGGUUGAUUCUAUUCUGCAAAUGUACACACGACGCGGUCCGUUUAUUGCGACAGGGAUAUCUAGCCGGAUCACCUAUCAAACCGCAAACAGCGUUCUCGCUGCCACUUCUCAUAUUUCACAACUCGCUGUGGAACAACUGCCACAUUGGUAUGUUGCCUUUCACAGUUGCACUCACCGAAUUUCUGGAGCCCCGCUCAGAGCGAUUAUGUGCCAAGGGCAAGAAUCAUGCUCGAGAUAUGCGAAAGCCUUUCUCAGCUGCCGUCGAUCUGUUCCGAUUGCUUCAAGAAAGGUCCGAUGACUUGAUGGAUUCAACGCUUGGCCUGACCGAGCAGGACAAGCUUGCUGGCCGUUCUUGUCCGGCUUGCUUUGGUCCUGAGCCAGCCAACAGCAUGGAUUACCCCGACUCAGUUCGAAACCGCCUCAUAGUAUGUCUCGAUGGAAAUUUUCAACAUAGACACCACUCGAAAGCCAGUCGUGAUUACGAGACUCUUCAAACCCCCAGCAUUUUCCUCCCCGAAGGCGCGGUCGAGAUGAUGACCCAAGAAAUCCGGCACAUGGAGGUUAUGAAUAAAACUCCCAAACAGGCAGAUCGAUGUGCUGACGCGCACAAGGCGGCCGACGAUAAAAGGAAUGAGUCGACAUGGAAGGGGUGCGAUGAUACUGGGCUCAUGGGUCUAUGCUGUCGACACGAUUCAGCCGUCUUUUUGGCUAACAUUUAUAAGUCGGGUGAACUGAGGGCCCUUCCAUUGGCUUUAAUGAAGAGACUGCUCAGAUUGGAUCCUGAUCGGCCGGUUGGUAUUUUAUAUGAUAUUGGGUGUUCCCUUGACAAAUAUAUCAACUUGCGCGGACUUCUACCAGAUUUGACGAAGGAAACAACUUUUGGAACAUCGAUCUUCCACUCUUAUGUCCACAAUUGGGCCUGCCAAUUGGAUUACAAUCCUCGACUUAAUACGGGGUGGGGUUUAUCCGAUGGCGAAGGGUUAGAGCGAAUGUGGUCGUAUCUAUCACCACUAGUAAGUCCUCUGAGGUAUGCGACUCGUAAUCAUCGACUGUCGGCCAUUGCACAUCGUUUGAAGUAUCACAACACCAGAGGGAUCCGACAGCUACCCCACUGGCUGUCAAGAAAGUUCAAAUUAGCAUCGAAACGUCGAAUUGAAACCCGAAACGAACUCGCAAAACUCUUGUCAGCUCAAAAUCCUUUCAAGAGACCUGGCUGUAAAUACACAAUAUCAUACUUCCAGAAGCAAUGGAACCAUCAGCGAACUUUCCGAGCCGAUCAUACGGACGAAGAGCAGGAGCGCAGGGAUAAACUAAUCAAGAUCUACGAACAUCAAUUAAACAUUGAAAUCCUAAGGCAAGAAGUCAAGAAGAUCACAGAUAAGAUCGAAAGGGUAUCAAAGAAGCUGAGUAAAGAUGCUGCUGAAGCCGAGGCAUUGGGAAUCGGCUUACCUUCUGGUGAUGAAAAUAGUGAUGAGCAGAGGCUUCUCCUACUUUUAUGGAACUCGAAAAACGAACUGUACAUACAAGCAGUACAACUCCGGGCAGAGCGGCAGCCCCUCUUGGAUGCAAACAAACUGGGGACGCCACUCGGUACUGAGCUCAAAGAAAAGAUUCUGAAAGCAAUGGCGAAUCGCCGCCCAGCAGUUAACAAGCUACUCGACAAGUACAACAAACUGUUUGCCGAGUACUUGGAAAAAUUUCCGGAUCAACAAGCGACCGACACUUCUCACUAUCCUGUCACAUAUGACGACUUCUCCGAUUGGCCACUGGAUCAUCAAUUCUGGAAUGAUGGACUGUAUUUCCAGUCAAAGGCUCCCUGGGCAAUUGAGCCUGAUGUGCGAGCGGGUAUCAACUAUGUCCUUAUCCUUAACAGGGUGCAAGAAGAAUUUCAACUAAUUGCUCAAGAGUUGGCCCGAGCGGUCGGUUGGGCAAUCUGCUAUUAUAUUCACGUUGAAAACACAAUAACAGCAUUGGGAGAGCGUAUUAAACUACUAGAAGAUCGACCCGACGAUGUGGAGUUGGAUCGCUUUGAUAAUUUGGUCCUUUACGGAUUGAAUCGUAGAAACAAGCUCAGAUUAAUUCGCAAGGAACUACGUUGUCGACUGACACUUCAUGCAACAUUGGUGGAAGAGUGGCAUCCACAUGUUCUGUGGCUUGCAAAUCACUGUCAGCCCAGCGAGCACUGCAAGGUCUUGUUGAACGAUUGGGAUAAUAUACGGAAGAAGAUCGAAUCCGAGAAGGGUGGUGUCUUAGCAAGCCAACCCGAAGUAGAUGUACCGUUGGAGGAGGCCGUUCUAGGAAUGGGAGCCGAUGACGGUGAGGAUGCAGAUGAAAAUAUGAUGUCCGAAACGGAACAAGCAAAUGAUGAUGAUGCCUCCAACAACCCGAUCGUUGUCGAAACUGCAGCAGGAAACAAUAGUGAUGAUGAUGAGAGUUGA
Puccinia graminis f. sp. tritici CRL 75-36-700-3 is the source of this 2961-nucleotide messenger RNA. RefSeq lists its product as uncharacterized. The transcript has 9 exons. Bases 1 to 2961 code for a protein of 986 amino acids. The record is from RefSeq and is a predicted model, not a curated record. NCBI's taxonomy places the organism in Eukaryota, Fungi, Basidiomycota, Pucciniomycetes, Pucciniales, Pucciniaceae.